UUUUGAUUUUCAGAGAGCAAAUUCGUCAGUUAUCGCCGGCGUUUUCUUUUGCAUUCUAGGCUUACGAGAUGGCUCGUACGAAGAUGACAGCCCGUAUGACGACCGGCGGCUUCUGCCCGAGGCGUCAACUCGCCUAUAAGAGAUGUCAAUUGCCUCCAACAAUAGAAGCCGACGAGGAAACUCUGUUUUCUUGUGCUGAGUGUGUACGCGAAUCGCCUCUAACCUCAGAAAAAGUCGGGCAACCUCAGUUUUCUCGUUCUCAGAAGGCUUCAGCAACCGGAGGCGUGAAGAAACCUCACAGAUUCCGUCCUGGAUCUGAAGCUCUACGUGAACUUCGCAACAAUCGGAGGAGCAAUGAAGAUCUAAUCCUGGAAGUACCAUUUAAGAAUCUUGUUCGUCAAAUUGCUCAAGACUUCAAGAGGCAUGUGGUCUUGGCUUCGCAAGAGGAAGCAGAUGCAUAUCUUGCGGGGUUGUUUGUGGACAACAACUUCUAUGCCAUUAUCCAUGCCAAGCGCAUUACCAUCAUGCCCAAGGACAUUCAACUUGCUCGUAGGAUUCAUGGUGAUUGUUAGCAUUAAAGCUCCAAUGUUUCCAUAUCUGAAUUUGAAAUAUAGUGAUCUCCAAUUC
Messenger RNA from Rubroshorea leprosula, 627 nucleotides. The record is from the annotation of a GenBank genome assembly. Lineage: Eukaryota; Viridiplantae; Streptophyta; Magnoliopsida; Malvales; Dipterocarpaceae.